Rubroshorea leprosula is the source of this 1982-nucleotide messenger RNA. The record is from the annotation of a GenBank genome assembly. Lineage: Eukaryota; Viridiplantae; Streptophyta; Magnoliopsida; Malvales; Dipterocarpaceae.
CUGCAGCAUCUCUUCUCCUUCACCCUUUCUCUCUCUCCAUUAAGUUUCUACAUCCCUUGUGCUAUAUAAAGAGUGAAGAACUGCUUCUUUCUUUGUUGAUAAUCUCCAAAAAAUGGGUCGAUCACCCUGCUGCGACAAAGUUGGGUUGAAGAAAGGUCCAUGGACACCAGAAGAAGAUCAGAAACUAUUGGCCUACAUUGAAGAACAUGGCCAUGGAAGCUGGCGUGCCUUGCCGUUAAAAGCAGGUCUUCAAAGAUGUGGAAAGAGCUGCAGGCUUAGAUGGACCAACUACCUCAGGCCUGAUAUUAAGAGAGGAAAAUUCAGUCAGCAAGAAGAGCAAACCAUCAUCCAACUCCAUGCCCUUCUAGGGAACAGGUAUAAUACAAUUAACUCAUCAUUAAAAGAUUCUGAUGAAUUCAUGAGUUCAAAUUUUCUUGACCGAUGAAAAAAAUUCAAAGCUCUGUUUCUUGUUCUGGGUGGCAUGUGUUUCUUUGGUGUAAUGGCGGCAUGCAAUUACUCCAAACAGCUCUGACCUAUUAUACUUACACUGGUUGUCAUUUUGGCCUGUAUAUUGAAAUAUGGUCUCUGCCCUAGUGCAAUAAUUUUUUGUUUCCUGACAAUACUUAUUCGGUAUCUUUAAUGCAGAAGGAUAGAUAUCUUGAAAAAUAUUGCUCAUCCACUUGACCAAGAAAAUGGUUUUCUUUUCUUUUUUCUUUUCUUGUCCAUUUCAAUCCACUAAGAUUGCUACUGCUUUCUUAUCUUCAGACAGCUAAAAAAAACAUCACAAAAAUGCUGAUAGUAUCUAACUUUCCUAUGGUUAAUUUGUUUAUGUUCUUAAGUGUCUGUGUCUGGUAUGUGUUUUUUGGUUUUUGGUCUGGUUUUUCAGGUGGUCGGCUAUAGCUACUCACUUACCCAAAAGAACAGAUAAUGAGAUCAAGAAUUACUGGAAUACUCAUCUUAAGAAAAGGUUAGCUAAAAUGGGGAUAGAUCCAAUCACCCACAAGCCUAAAAGUGACGCUUUGAUCUCUAUCAACGGUCAGUCCAAGAGCGCAGCCAAUCUCAAUCACAUGGCUCAGUGGGAGAGUGCCCGGCUCGAAGCGGAAGCUAGGUUGGUCCGAGAAUCGAAGCUCCGUUCAAGCUCAUUUCAACAAGACCCAGCUGGGUUUUGUCCUUCAGGUUUGGCUUCCGGUUCGGCUCCAGGCGUCAGUAAAACUGCUGCUUGGAUUAUUGGCGGUUGGACAAAAUCCAACGAAGGCCACAGUGCGGGCAUUUUGAAUGCAGGAUAUAAUGGCGAUCUUGAAUCCCCAACGUCAACACUCACUUUUUCUGAGAAUGUACCGCCAGUAAUGUGUAGUACAGGGCUCGGACUCAGCUCGAUGCCUAUCAUGGAGUUCGCUGGGAGUACUUUAGGUUCAUCGGAGACUGGAGUGGUCAAAGAAGAACGCAAUUCGACCCAUCUGCCGAGCUACAAAGAGGCUGUAGAGAACUCUUUGUCUUUAACGACCAAUCUUCAUCGAGGCAUGUCCUUGUCCAUGGAAACUGCUUGGACUUCGGAGUCUUUAAGAGCGAGAAAUGCUGAUGUUAAUAAUGCUAUCGGUAAUGUGAUAGAGGAAGGCUUCACUAAUCUUCUCCUCAGUGAAUCCUUGGACCGAAGUAAUUUGCUCGACAGCGGCGAGGAAUCUAAAAACAGCGGUGGCGGCAGCCUCAGUGGCAACAGUGAUGGAGGUAACCGCGACAGUGGCAGUGACUAUUUCCAAGAUAACAAGAAUUAUUGGAAUAAUAUUUUGAAUUUGGUGAACUCUUCCCCUUCCGAUUCACCAAUGUUCUAUGAAUAAGAGCCUUUUCAUUAUUAGAAGAGAUCCUUCACAAAGUCACUCAUAUGCUCCGAACAAAUUACAACUUUUUGCUAUUUUUGUAAAAUACAAAACGUUCAUGUAUAGCUUAAUAAAUUAUUAUAAGUUAAAUCAAUAAUUUAUGGUUUA